Trypanosoma grayi is the source of this 1326-nucleotide messenger RNA. RefSeq names its product retinol dehydrogenase 14. NCBI's taxonomy places the organism in Eukaryota, Euglenozoa, Kinetoplastea, Trypanosomatida, Trypanosomatidae. Bases 1 to 1326 code for a protein of 441 amino acids. The record is from RefSeq and is a predicted model, not a curated record. The transcript has a single exon.
AUGCACAUUGUCGUGGAAAUUAUUGGGUAUGUCUCCUUCAUCCUGCGCGCGCUUAUAAUUUGCAUAGUAGACCUGUACAUCAUGUAUUUUCGUGUCGGUCUUGUCUGGCGGCGAAGAAGAAGCCGUCCCACGUCCAUGGAGCGGCGUGACCUUGUCAUGCAACUGGCGCCACAGUCGCCCACGCACAGCCGACUCAGUUCGUCGGAUAUGAUUCUAGUACUUAACGAAUCUUUUCUGGACCGCGCCUUGUGGAAAGGGCUUUGUGCCAGCGGGGCACAGCCCUCCGCUGUUGUAACUGGUGUGUCAUACGGUGGGAUAGGCUUUUACACCGCCCUCAACCUUAUUUUAUGCGGCUUCAAUGUGCACGGUGUAACCCGCUCGCAGAAAUCUGUGAACCAGGCAGAGCGAAUGAUGCAGAUUGCUGUAGAACGUCAGAGUAGACUGCACAAGGAGUGGAUGGGCAAAACUGGGCGUCUUAUUCCCCAUCAGUGCGAUAUGAGCGACACAGCGGCAGUGAGUAACCUCUGCACUAUCCUCUCCCGCGACCCGGAUCUUCGUGUUGUGGUUGGCACCGCGGGGACGGCGGCAGCGCCUCCACGCCUUUCGCCGCAGCGACUUGAACAGCAUGUCGCAACACAUCAUGUGGGCCAUAGUCUAUUGAUGCUCCGCCUACUUCAGUACCGCCUCCAGCAGAGAAAUAUCCCGUCCUCGCUGUGGCCCCACUGGCGGUUUGUUGUGGUUGUGUCCCCCCACGCUGGGACCUCAAAUCUUAAAGUUGAAAGUAUCUUUGAUUCACACGACGAUGAAGAAGUCUUUCGGUCUACAUUUGACCGCUACAGUGGCUAUAGUCAUGCUGAAAUGUGUAAACUAUUGUUCGCCUUCUCCUUGAGCCGAUUUCUGGAGCGUGAAAAUCGGCUCGCAUCCCUCUGCACUGUGAAUGUGGUGGACCCUGGCCCUGCGCGAAGCCACGUGAUAGCCAAUAGCCAGCUACCGCUUUCGAGCAUUCUUGACAGCAACAUUGCUGCCAUAUUCCGCCUCUCUCCGGUUAUUUCUGCACUGUACGUUACGGAUCUCUGCCUCAGCAAGCGUGUGGAUGAUGUCAAUGGUCAUUACUUCCGCAUGGGGGAGGACCAGACCGCCGUCUUCGCUGCCCUGCAGAAAGAUAUGGAAGCGCGUGCGGGAAUUUGGGUGAACUCGCCGCUGUUCCGCGGGACGCCGGGUCCCGUUGUGUCACUCUCGACACGAAUGCAAGAUGCAGUGUGGCGGUUCACCCUGUCGUACUUUACCUCUCACGCACUACUUGAAGCUAAGGCUUUCUACCGAUGA